AUAUAUCUUAUGACACCUUUAGUUAGUUCUUUGUGCCAAUUGCUCUCCACACAAUACAUUGAGAAAGCACAUCAUCUUGACUGUGACGUCUAUAGCUGAGUCUUUGAGCAUAGCCAUGACAGAGACAAAUAUUUUAAUGGAUGAAAAGGGUGUAUUAUUCAUCCCCUUGAAUGCCCUCACAGAAUUGUCUGUUGAUGAGCCACCACAAGAAUCUGAGCAGUCAAUUAAAACCGAUACAGGUUUACAAAGCACACCUGAAAAUAAAACAGACAAUGCAGCAACUUUGGUUGAAAAGGCACUUGCACGUCAUUCCAGUUCAAAUAAUCAAUCAGAUUCAAAAGCACACUCUAAAAAAAACAGCCAAGCUCAAGUGCAACCAGUAUCCAGAGUCAUUAAAGGUGAGGGAGCAACACUUACCCAGCAAGAAGGAGGAGGUGUAACACCUACCCAUCAAGAAGGAGGAGUUCCAGCAUCUACCCAUCAAGAAGGAGGAGGACCAGCAUCUACCCAUCAAGAUGGAGGAGGACCAGCAUCUACCCAACAGGAACAAGGAGGAGCAACACCUACCCAGCAAGAAGGAGGAGUUCCAGCAUCUACCCAUCAAGAAGGAGGUGGACCAGCAUCUACCCAUCAAGAUGGAGGAGGACCAGCACCUACCCAUCAAGAAGGAGGAGGGCUAGCACCUACCCAUCAAGAAGAAGGAGGACCAGCACCUACCCAUCAAGAUGGAGGAGGACCAGCACCUACCUAUCAAGAUGCAGGAGGACCAGCAUCUACCCAACAGGAACAAGGAGGAGCAACACCUACCCAUCAAAAUGGAGGAGGACCAGCACCUACCCACCAAGAAGGAGGAGGGCUAGCACCCCUCCAACAGGAACAAGGAGGAGCAACACCUACCCAGCAAGAAGGAGGAGGUCCAGCACUUACCCAUCAAGAAGGAGGAGGACCAGCACCUACCCAUCAAGAUGGAGGAGGACCAGCAUCUACCUAUCAAGAUGGAGGAGGACCAGCACCUACCCAUCAAGAAGGAGGAGGACUAGCACCUACCCAACAGAAACAAGGAGGAGCAACACAUACCCAGCAAGAAGGAGGAGGUCCAGCACUUACCCAUCAAGAAAGAGGAGGACUAGCACCUACCCAACAGGAACAAGGAGGAGCAACACCUACCCAGCAAGAAGGUGGAGGAGCAACACCUACCCAGCAGGAAGAGGAGAAGCAUAUGCCCAGCAAUUUGCUCACACUAUCCAAUCAGGGUAAAUCUGAAUAUGAAUACCACAAUUGUUCCCAAGAUGCUGCUGUUACUGAGCCAAAUGGUUCAGAUGAUUGCUUUAAAAAUGUCACAAAUGUAACAGAUGUCAAUGCAAGUAAUGAUAAUCCUCCUGGGGUGAGUUCAUCAGAAAGCAAGUCCACAGAUUAUUCAGAACACAUCGGCAACAAGCAAAGGGAUGAGACCACCAUGGUGACAGAAGAGACACGAAUACCAAAGUCACCCACUAUAUCCAACUCAGAGGAAAUGCACACUGAGAAGGAAAUGGCUUCCCUAACUCUCCUUGAAAAUACACAAGGUCAGUCUCAGCAAAUGUCCAAUGUCACUCAGGAUAAUGUGCUCAAAACACCAAACAGCUCUCAGAACAAGUCUGCAAUGAUCCUCCAAAAGACAACAAGUACAGACAAUCUCCGAGCAGAAAGUUUGGUUGAACAUAGCACAGUGGGUGAACCUGAAUUCAAUUCAGAGCAUUCUAACAGGAUGGAUCAGUUGUACCCUCUGAGAAAGAUGAAAAAGGAUGAAGACAAUGAAGAACACACAGCUGAAAGAUCCAUUCAAAAGUCCAAAGAAACAGUCACUGCAACAUCUGAGAGAAAGAGGGAUGAGACUACGGUAGAGAAUAGUGCACACCAUCAACUGCCUCCAAUGGAAAGCAGCAAAGAGAACAAACCACCAGGAGAACAUAAGGAUGUCCCUUUACAGUCUACGCAAAUGAAAAGGGACGCUGCACAACUCUACUCUGAAGAGUCACUUGUUAACGAGGAUGCUCAUCCCAAACAGCUGAAUACAGAACAUGGAAUUCCUGAGGAUAUAAGAACUCCACCAACAAGCACUAUGUACAUCAAAUCUCAGCCACAGUCACCUGAAAAGAAGAUGUCUGUCACAAGACAACUUACCGAGACACACAUUGAAAAGACAUUGAGAAAUGCCAAUAAAGAUGUAGUAAACCCCAAUACGGCAGUUGUAAGUAAAGAGCCACAAAACCACAGCAAUGCAGAGGUUUCCACUAAAACUCAACCUUACCAGGGCAUAAACACCUCAGCAGUGAAUGAUCCACAGAAAACAUUUCCCAGAGACGCUCCACUAGAAAAGGGGCAAAAUACCCAACCAAUGGAGCCGCCAACCUAUUCAGAGCGUCCAGAGUUUCAAGAGCAUUUGUACACGGAAGCUGACGACAUACAACUGCUGGAGGAUUCCAACGUGAGGCACCAGGUGGGCCGUCUCGACCAUGUCUCUUUGAAUAUUGCCGUGACGGGCAUGACAGGUGCAGGAAAGUCGACCUUCAUCAAUGCGAUCAGGGGGAUUGAUAAUGAUGACAAGGAUGCGGCCCCAACCGGGGUGACUGAGACUUCCAUGGUUGUGUGUCCAUACGCUCAUCCCUCAAUGCCUAAUGUAAACCUAUGGGACCUGCCAGGAACAGGGAGUCCCAAGUUCAAGGCAAAGAAAUAUCUGAAAGAUGUCAAAUUUGAAAUGUAUGACUUUUUCAUCAUCAUUUCCUCUGAGAGGUUCAAAGAGAACGAUAUGAUGCUUGCCAGAGAGAUACUGACUAAAAAAAAGAAGUUCUAUUUCCUGCGCUCAAAAAUAGACAACGAGGUUCGUGCUGAACAAUACAAGAAGAACUUUGAUGAAGAGAAAUUGCUUGACCAAAUCAGACAAGACUGUAUAAACCAUUUGAAGAAAAUCGUUCAACCCAUAGUGUUCUUGAUAUCCUCCUUAGAUUUAAACAAAUAUGAUUUCCCAUUGCUGGUGGAAACUCUGUCAAGGGAUCUUCCUGAAUACAAGAAAAAAGCUCUGAUAUUGUUCUUGCCAAUCUAUUCCACUGAGGCGCUGGAGAGCAAAAUCAAAGUGUUCGAGGGCACGGCCCUCUCUGCCGCCAAGGCAGCAGCCACCAUCUCCAUCGCACCAAUUCCCGGCCUGGCAAUGGCCUGCGACGCUGGGAUCCUGCUCGCCUUCUUCAUCAAGUGCUACUACGCUUUCGGCUUGGACGACAAGUCCCUGGACAAGCUCUCUGAGAGAGUGAACAACCACUCUCUGAAGAAAGUGCGGGAGUCCCGACCUUUGGUCAUGGCCGUGCGGAAGAAGGAGCUAAGCAACAGGGAGCUCUCUGCACUGAGCAGUAGACGGGCAGCCCUCGAGUUCGCCUACAGCCUGGUGCCCGUCUGGGGAAGCAGGAGGGCGGCCAGCAUGUCCCGCUCCGCCACCCUGGGCCUUCUGACCGAUGGGCUGAAGGAGCUGGCAGACACUGCCAGAGAGGUGCUGAAGACAGCCAGAAUUGAUCACAUCUAAUCAGAAAGCUGAAAAUGGAGGGUGGAAAUACUAGCUAUUAGCUAUAAUGAUACCUCAGAAAGUUAUUUUGGGCAUCUUCAAAUAUGGUUUGUGUUAAUGUGUUUUUAUAGAGACAGCUUCAUACAGUUACUGUUGUUUCAAUGUUAUUCUGUUAUGUUAGGUCAGUGGUCCCCAAACUACGGCCCGCCACCUCAUUUUGGGUGGCCCCCCAAAACAUGUCUAUGGUAUAUAGCAU
This is a messenger RNA of Alosa alosa (allis shad), 3788 nucleotides long. RefSeq names its product involucrin-like. NCBI's taxonomy places the organism in Eukaryota, Metazoa, Chordata, Actinopteri, Clupeiformes, Clupeidae. Bases 116 to 3553 code for a protein of 1145 amino acids. The record is from RefSeq and is a predicted model, not a curated record. Gene Ontology annotation, molecular function: GTP binding. The transcript has 3 exons. Gene Ontology annotation, cellular component: membrane.